This is a messenger RNA of Adineta steineri, 1413 nucleotides long. The record is from the annotation of a GenBank genome assembly. NCBI's taxonomy places the organism in Eukaryota, Metazoa, Rotifera, Eurotatoria, Adinetida, Adinetidae.
AUGGGAAUCUUUGUUGAUGUCAACGCUGAUUUGUACGUAGCAGACAAUGCAAAUGAUCGGGUCCAAUUAUUCAAAUCAGGACAAUCGAUUGCCAUCACUGUGGCUGGCGAUGGAUCAAUACAGGAAACUAUUUCACUCGUUCGUCCAACUGGAGUUGUUUUAGAUAGAAAUGGGCAUCUCUUCAUUUUGGAUCGUGGAAAUCAUCGUAUUAUUAAAUCCGGACAAUAUGGUUUUCAAUGCUUAGUUGGAUGUGAUGGAGAGGGUUCUCAAUCCAAUCAAUUAUCUAAUCCGAUCACUAUGAAUUUCGAUCGAACUGGAAAUAUAUUUGUUACUGAUACGGACAAUCAUCGGAUUCAGAAAUAUACAUUCUAUGAAAACUCUUGUCUUGGUAGCAAUAUGAUGCACGCUUUGGUUUUUCGUCUUUGUUAUUUAUUUUUAUUUUGUCGAAUCACGUACCAAACGGAGUAUUCGUGUGAUUCAAAAGCUCCAUGUGGCUGCUCUCAGUUUCCUGUCGUAGCCAAUGCUCGUAUUGUUAACGGAGAAAAUGCCGAACGCAAUACUCUAUCUUGGGCUGUAUCUAUAAAGAUUCAGGCAAAUGAAGGUUAUUAUCAAUGUGGUGGUACUAUCAUUGACGAUUCAUACAUUAUAACAGCAGCUCACUGUGUUGAUUUCGUCCGAAAUCCGUCGGAUAUAUCGGUGUAUGCUGGUUCAUUACAUGUCUUCGACGGUGUAGUUAGAUCAGCAUCAGAAAUUCAUGUACAUCCGUAUUACGACGACCAACGAAACAGAAAUGAUAUUGCUUUAUUAAAAUUAGAUCGUGCAUUAGAUCUAUCAAACGAUAACUUAUCCAAAAUCUGUUUACCUAGUACUGUUGCAACAUCAGGAGAAUAUCCUAUAGCAGGUACUUCACUGUUAGCAGCGGGUUGGGGUGAUAAAUGGUCGGAAGGACCCAGUUCAACAACUCUACAACAGGUUACGAUUCAAGCAGUGGGAGCACAAACAACAUAUUGUCAACAUAUUAUUGAAGAUCCAACAGUUCAAUUAUGUGCUGGAAUAAUGCCUGGAGGCGGAAAAGAUACAUGUCAAGGAGAUUCGGGUGGUCCAUUGAUGAUGUUUAAUGCGAAUCAAACAUGGGAAUUGGUCGGUAUAAUCAGUUACGGUAGAGAUUGUGCUGUACCGGAUUAUCCUGGUGUUUAUACUCGAGUAACUUCUUACUUGGAAUGGAUCAAUACGACUAUUCCGUAUACUCCAACAUCACCGACAACACUAACAACAACACUACCAACUACAUUACCAACACAAACAACAGCCACCAAACAAACAACUACAACUGUUUUCGAUAAUUCGUCGAGUUCAAUCGGUAUAAGCACUUCUUUAUUUCUUUCAAUUAUACUUUUUCUUUUCAAAUAUUGA